UGUUUGCUUCAUGAUCUUUCCACCACCUCCCAAAUCGAGUCUCCUCUCUUUUUCUACCCUUUCCUCCCUCCACCGCCAACCACUUGCUGAUCCUUUAGGUUUUACGCUUGCAUCUUCGAUUACCUCUUUCUCUUGGCGUAUGUCGCUGUACCAUUAGUGGUGGAGGCCGUUACGGCUGUUAAGGUGGUUGUAGACAACGAGAUUAUAGUUUUCGAUGUCCGUAUUGGUCGGUCUUCUAAUCGAAGCUUCAGGUCUUCAUACUUGCAAUCGAUCAAGUAGGUAUUCUCAGAUACCCUUCCUAACUGACGAUCAGUGGUAUGCGGACAUCGACGAGUCGAUCAGUCGACUUCUUAAUCACAAAAUCGGUACUUGUCUUCGAGUGUCGAAGGUCUUCGUUCGUCAAAUGGUCUGCCGGAGACACUUCUUCGCCGUCGUUAGCGGAUGGCUCUAACUUCGAUACUUGAGUUUUACGACAUAGUUUGAGUACAAUCGACAAAUACAACCCGAAAGCCUUCUAUUUCCACCGCUUCAAUUCUGCUUCUUCAUCGCUUCUCCAACCUUAAGCAAUCAGCAGGCAGCAGUGGUGGUGGUGGUGUUAUUUGGAGUAACGAACGGAAGAGUUCUCUGGCAGGGGUAUGGUAGGGGCGCUACUUCAAUCAAAUCACGUAUGCUACUAUUGGAAAUUUUGAAGCUUGGACCUCCAUCGACCGAGAUGAAAUUUAAGGAUAAGUCGCUUGCUUCAUCAUCCCCAACCCUAUACAAGCCAGGAAGGUGAUUGCUGUUGAUGCUCCCCAAGGAUUGGGCAACAAGGUUGCUUCUAACUUCAAUGCAUGGAACUUCUAUUCAUGUUCAUGAUUCUAAAAGUUUGUUCCUGCAGGUUGUGUGUAUGGUUCUUCAUGGGUUGAUUGGCAACAAACAUUUAUCCAUACAAAUAAUUGGAGCUUGGUUUGGGGCAUGGCCUAUGCCCCUUGACUGGGAAAGAACAUGACAUGUAACAAUUCUAAGAACAUGAUUUGAUGUUGUGAAAUUCUAAAGUGAAGGUGAUGGCCAACUCAGCAGAAAAAGUCAGAUUGGCUGGAAAUCAAAACGUUAUGGUUUGUGAGAGAGGAACCAUGUUUGGUUAUAAUGAUUGAAUCGUUGAUCCACGUAGCUUUGAGUGGCUUUGAAAAGCUAAUUGUCCUGUUGUUAAGUGAGAUCCAAUGGGCUGCUUUCAUUUUACUUUGUGUAGGGUGCACAACAGCUCAACUUAAUCCUUCGUAAGUUUAAUUAUCUUCAAGGAACAUAAAUGUGCAGAAAUUCUGGUUAUAUGUUUUUGGGAUGGCUCUCAAUGUUGUUGCAAUUAUUAUCCAAGAUUUUGAUGUUGUUCUCAACAAGGGAGUUUUCCAUGGAUAUUAACUGAUUACGGUUCUCAUGAUUAUCAACCAUGCCCUAAGUGGGAUUGCUGUGUCCAUGGUGAUGAAGUAUGCUGAGAAUAUUGUGAAGGUUUAUUCAACUUCUGUAGCAGAUGUGACACAUGCAUUCCAGCAACCUGCUGGGAAAAAGCUAGAAAGUGGUGGUGUUGGUAGUGGAGGUCUCCAGGAACUGAUACAUUGUGUUGCAAGGACAGUUGUCGUUGUGGGAGUGGAUGGGCUUUUUAUGGAGGUGCAUAAUGAUCCACUUAAUGGUCCGAUUGAUGGUCCAACACAAUGGGUUUUUACGAUCAUAAUGGACGCGACGCAAUCAAACCCUAUUAAUAUUUCCAACAACAUCGGUUCGACGACAAAGAUUCCAAUCUUAUACACCCAUGACUAUGAAGUAUGGGCGCAUCACUUUAAAGACUACGUGAUUGGAUCGGAGGAUAAUGGGUACCUCAUAUGGGAAGCUAUUAUCAGUGGACCGUUUUCUCAUUCUGCAACGUCCAGGAUUAUUAAGACACAAAAGGAGUACAAUGAUCUGAUAAAGGAUGUGAAGGAUAUUGCGCAAGAUGAAAAGGACAAAUUUCAGUGCAAUAUUAAGGCGUUAAGGUUGAUCAGAUUCGCCCUCCAGUCCGACACAUUCAGAUUGGUUAGCUCAUGCACGACGGCAAAGGAAGUUUGGGAUGGACUUCGUGAACUGUAUUCUACAGACGAGGAUCUAGAACAUUCUAUCCAAACUUUGCUUUUAUCUGAGUUUGGAGAAUUCAGGCAAGGGGACGAAGAAACGGUGACCCAGACAUUCGAUCGCUUCAAUCAUUUUCUCAGCAAGAUGAUCAAACACGAUAUUGAAAGGAAGCUUAUCGAACAGAAGGUUACUUUCUUGAAUGGACUGAGGUCUGAAUGGAGAGCAGUGGUUUCCACAGUCAAAGCCCAUGAGCAGUUUAAAUCAUACUCUUUGGCGAAACUGGUGGGCAUUCUCAAGUCCCAAGAGAAGAUUGUGCUGCAAGAGAAGAACGUCGUUUCUAGUCUUGGUUCGUUGGCCCUCCUAUCUAAAAGUAAAGCUGUAAUGGAGGAUGAAGACCUCAACUUGGAGGAAUAUGACCUCACGUCUGAGGAUUAUGCCAUGAUGGUGUCCAAUCCCAAGAGGUUCAUAAAGAAGAGAUUCCCCAGCAACAAAAACCGAAUCUGGCAGGGGAGUUACAGCUCUGAAAAGGUGAACAAUGAACCGAAGGCUGAGGAGCCCAAGAAGGAACCAAAGGUGGAUGGCGAUUCCGGAGUAAGCUGUUUCUACUGUGGUGGGAAAAACCACUAUGCUAAGGACUGUGUCCUUAAGAAGAUGACUGAAAAGGAUGAUGGAAAUGAUGAGGAAGCUGUGUUGCAGAAAAGAUUGGACGAGUUGAGAAAGAAGAAGUCUACCGCCAACCCCUCUAUUAAUGCUCUUAUUGUGCAGGGUUCGGUUAAUGAUGACAAGUUCGGUAUCACGGAAGUUUGGUCCACCGACUCAGAAGACGAUGAAGUGAGGAAGCCUACCCAUGGAAAGGCUUAUGUGGCUAAGGAGGAAAGCAGUGGAGGAAGAUGCUUCAUGGUGACUGACGUAUCUCAAAUGAGGGGAUACAACACCGAUGGUGGAAGCGAUGGACCGAAGGUGCAGGAGGACAUGUGCUUUACGGCCAAACCACUCAGCCAGCAGUUCAAUGAGCUCGAUGAACUGAUAAAGAAGGGUGGCGUCGAAGAGUGAGGAGCGGAGAAUGUGGAUCGAGUUAAAGGAGUCGGAAUUAGUUAAAGUUAAAGACGAAAACAUUUAUUUGCAAAGAGACAAUUUAAAAUUGUUGAAACAGCGGAAUGUUUUUUGUUUAAUU
Lactuca sativa (garden lettuce) is the source of this 3253-nucleotide messenger RNA. The record is from RefSeq and is a predicted model, not a curated record. Lineage: Eukaryota; Viridiplantae; Streptophyta; Magnoliopsida; Asterales; Asteraceae.